Paramormyrops kingsleyae is the source of this 5634-nucleotide messenger RNA. Its product is annotated as beta-1,3-galactosyl-O-glycosyl-glycoprotein beta-1,6-N-acetylglucosaminyltransferase 7-like. Gene Ontology annotation, molecular function: acetylglucosaminyltransferase activity. The record is from RefSeq and is a predicted model, not a curated record. Lineage: Eukaryota; Metazoa; Chordata; Actinopteri; Osteoglossiformes; Mormyridae. Gene Ontology annotation, cellular component: membrane.
UUUUUUUUUUUUUAUUAUAACCUUCAUACUUACACAGCGAGAGAAAAUUAAUUUAUGAUGACAAAGUCCAGAACAGUAAAAGACCAAGUCACAGAACGUUGUAAUUUAACUAGGGUAUAUUUAGAAAACUGUCAGGGAUGACAAGGGACACAGGCAUUUGAAUACCUCAACUCAAACCACCAGCCCGCCUACAAAAGGCAGACAGGAAGUAGAACUCUGAAGCGCGUAUUGCUCUAUCAUGUGUAUUUCACAUCACGUCACACUCCUGAUAUCGUAGGGUGACCUCUUGCCCACGUGCGCAAUUUGUACUUGAGAAAAUCUCUGUACAGUAGGCCACAAACACUUAAGCUCCCCGAUUGGGCAGUCUUAUCCGGACGGCAGGCGCGAACCUGCCAGGAAGGCAAGAGUGCGGAUGAUAUGCAGUGCGAGAGCUGAGGGAGGGACUCAGGCGUGGCGAGAAGCAACCUGGUUACCAAGCAUGAAAAAUGCUCAGUCUCCAAGGAGAAGGUGCAGCUGACGCAGCUCUCCAUCGCUGACACACUGCAACCCACAUUCGGCUGGAAGAGCGAGGGUGUGCUGCGAUACGGCGCGGGAAGGCAGGAUCGAGCGCCGAGCAGGUGCUGUCCUUCCUGCUGGAAAUUAUGUUCUGUCCCAGGAGAAACAAGCACCGUUUCCUGUUCAGCCUUGGAAUCGGUAUUGCGAUCUACUCUGCCAUUUACCUGAGAGAAAAUAUAGUGCUAUAUUUCACUGCACACCCCAAGUCAGACAGCUGUAGGUCUUUUCCUCAGUACUGCGGGCCAUUCAUGGAAGAAGAUGCACCAUGGCAGAAGAGAGACUGCCUCUCUGAAAGCUAUUUCACCACAAAGGAGCCAAACUGCUCCCGAAUAGCAGAGGAGCUCUACUUUAUCACGGCUCCCUUGAGUCGAGAGGAAGAGGAGUACCCUCUGGCCUUCAUCAUCACCAUCCACAAGGAGCUGGAGUUGUUCAUGCGUCUCCUAAGGGCUAUUUACACACCCCAGAACAUCUACUGUAUCCACGUUGACACCAAAUCUUCACAGCAGUACAUGACCAUUGUCGGUCAGUUGGCCAGCUGCUUUCCUAAUGUGUUUCUGGCAACCACAAGAGAGGAGGUCACCUAUGCAGGCUUUUCACGCCUCAAGGCGGACCUCAACUGCAUGGCAGAUCUGGCCAGAUCCUCCAUACCAUGGAAGAAGGUAAUAAACCUAUGUGGCCAGGACUUUCCAGUGAUGUCCAAUCGGGAACUGGUGCGGUAUCUGCAGAGUAAGCCGUGGAAUGGGACCAACAUGACUCCAGGCGUCAAACAGCCGUCGACCAUGAUGCACCGAACACAGAUACAAUAUGAGGAGAUUAACCACUCCUACAUGGCCCCUAAGGGCAAGACGUACACAAAGGGGCCACCUCCACACAACUUGGACAUCUACUUUGGGACAGCUUAUUAUGCUCUCACACGGCCAUUUGUGGACUUUGUGCUACGGAGUACAGUGGCUAAGGACCUACUGGAAUGGUCCAGAGAUACCUACAGCCCUGAUGAACAUUACUGGGUAACGCUAAACCACCUAAAAGAUGUACCAGGGAGCCAUACAAAAGGAGAAUGGGAAGGUAACAUUCGUGCAGUAAAAUGGAAAGACCAAGAGGGAACAAAACACAAAGGGUGUAAAGGGCAGUAUGUUCGAGACAUCUGCGUCUUUGGAUUAGCAGAUCUGCCGUGGGUCAUUGCCAAGAACAGCAUGUUUGCUAACAAGUUUGAAAGACAGAUCUUCCCGGAGGCAGUAGACUGCCUGGAACUAUGGCACCGACAGAAAGUUCUGCAGGAAGCAGAUGUUCCCAUCCAGCCAGAAUGGCGCCUUACAACAAGCAGAGUCUCAAAUCAAACUCUUGUUGAACCAGCCACUGUGGCCGGCAGAUAAUGAAAAACAAUUACCAGUUACUGACUUUUUACCAAAUCCCGAAACUAUAGAUUUUUAAAUACUGCCUUUGCCGUGUUCAACAUAUGACUAAACUGUACUGUCACAAAUAUGUAAAUCUAUAGAUAGUAGGGCUGCGCGAUAUCACAUCGCAAUGUAAUAGUGACUAUAUGGCACAUGCACAAUGAUUAUCAGGGCUUUAUAUAAUGGGCAAAACAUUUGCCUGGACGCCGGUAUUUUGGCACUAUACGGACAUCUACUUACGCCCACAAUUUGUUAAGCAGAUUAGUAGUACACCUAAAAUACUAAGGAGACGUGUAUUAUGACACCCAAAAGUUAGUUAUCUGUAUAAAAUUUGAUGUAUCCUUAUGUUUUAUAAAUGUGACGGGCUGUAAACUGCAAAAAAAAUACCGCUAGAAUGGCAAGACGACAGAGAAUCAAGAAUGCAUGCAUGCAUGCAUGUAGCAUUCAACUAAACUAUAAUACAGUGGUGAGAGAAAACCAGUCCAUUAUGGAUCAAGGUAUGGUGACUUUCUGCAUUUUUUUUUUGGCUUUGACAAAGACGUAAAACAUGCACAGCCCAUUGGAUGCAUCAUAACGGAAAAGACCUCCAUACAGACAAGGCACCACUUCUGCAGUUGUCAUUAAGAUAUCAAAUACAGAUCAACGGAGCACAUGUAAGGACCACUGUUAUCUACCACAGCUGGGGAACACCACAGCUAUUCAAGUCUCAAAACAGCAUUUAGUUACACUGUCCAAACUAGGCCAUUUGUACAUAUGUAUAUUUGCAAUAUUUGUUUUUAAAUAAUGUGACUUGCUUUUUUUUUUUUAAAUCUAGUUUAAGUUUCCAGCCAGGUUUUGCAUUGCUUAGCAUUCUGCAGUGGGGACAAGGAUUUGGACCUAGUCGUACCUCACCACUGGUACAAAAAAAAAAGAAAACUGAGAUGUACCUGAUUGCACUGAUGUCAUAAUCUGGAGAUUCAUAAGUGAACCUUUCCAUCUUAGCUGAUCCAGUACAAUAGAAUCAGAAUCAGCUUUAUUCGCCAAGGGUGCUGGGGCACAACAGCUUACCCAUUGUUACUUUGGCCAUUGUUCCUAAUGGUACUGGGGAGAUUGCUGGUAUACAGAUUCUUUAAAAGCCAAAGAAUAAGCCAGUAAACGUUAUGCUAUACGAUUUUUAGCCCAUGGGAGCGUAUCAUUACAGGAACGUGGCCUGCACAAUACGGGAUGUUGCACGAGAUGUGGGUGAAGUUGUCACGUUGCAAGGACGGUGAUAGUGACUUGGAUGGAAACCAUCAUUAACUUACACUAAAACGUUUUUAUACCGUCAUAGGAAAAUGUAAGGAAUUUGCGGGCAAUUACGUCGCCCACAUACCACAAAGCUGCGCGCGUGCGCAAUUGCGCACUGCUGACACAGUCUCCACACAAAAAAAUCCAACCGCGCACAAAAAAAAAAAAAAUCCAACCUGAAUUGAAAAUAAACACAUAAUUCAUUCUGUGCUAUUUCGCAAUGCGAGUCAGUGAGUGACCGGUGACUGGCUGCUCCAGCCAAUGAUGCCAUUCACAUACGUAUUUACGCAGCUAAUCAAUGUCACUGACAGGCUAUGACAGCGUCCUUAUGUGCCGCCACCGGUGUUUUAGCUAGCAAAGCGGUGUGGCAGAUGGAGAGUGAAGACAUGCUAAUGAUGCCAAGUGCUGCUUCUGUUGACCCUUUAUAAUAAUGGCAAAACGAACAGGCAGUGGCACAUCCCCUCAACAAGCCAAAGUAAAAAAGAAAUGCGAUUCUUUUAAGAUGGAAUGGAGUAUGUGCAAACAGAAGAAAAAAAACGGUGAAACUGGAUGAGAUUUUUUCUUUUUCGAGCGAGAAAGGUCUGCUCUGCAAAACAUGUUGCAAAGCCAAAAUACCAAGCGACUUUUCAGAGGGAAAAGUGUGGACAGAAUGGAAGCUGGACUACCUGAAGCAUCACAUUCAGCACAAAAGUCAUUUGAAAGCGGUUGGAAUUGUAAGAAGAUGUAAGAUGGGAAUGGGGAUCGGUACAUUGUUGGGGGAGAGCGCCAAAGACCGCGAGAAGAGGAACGAGCUGUCACUCGUAAAGAAAUCCAACCCCGAGCAAGUUAAAGUUCUCAUCGACAAUAUUCUACUAGCCAUCAACAUGAAUGCUUCUACGCUGUCAGUUCAACAAAUUCACGAUCACAUCAAGUAUGUAAGUAUACCAGAAAGCUGGCGAAGCAAAAAUUAUGCCUUUGAGUUUGUGAAUUCGAUUAAUCAAAUAGUGCAGAAUGAGACGAUGUGUAAAGUUAAAAAUGCACCUUGGCACACCCUGAUUGUAGAUGAGAGCACAGACAUAGCAGUGCACAAAAUGCUAGUCCCAUAUAUGAAAUAUAGGGAGGAAAAUACCGGCAACCAUAAAACUGUGUUUGGCGGCAUCAUCCAGUUGACAGCAUGCACUGCUCAGGAUAUUGUGCAGGCAAUAACUCAGUUUUACACCAAGCAUGAACUAGAUAUGCAGAGAAUGGUGAUGCUGACCUCCGAUGGUGCCUCAGUAAUGUUAGGAAAGCACAACGGAGUUGCAGCUUUAUUAAAGCGGCAAAUACCACACCUAACUGAACAACACUGCGUGGCCCAUAGAGAGGACUUGGGCAUUGAUGAUGUUUGGAAAAAUGUACCUUUGAUGCGUGAUGUGGAAACACUUCUUAGAACGGUUUAUUCCACUUUCUCUAGAUCCACUGUAAAGAGGGGGAAAUUGGAAGACCUAACAAAGAUUCUUGAUGAGGAUACACUGUCAUUCAGGCCUCUAAACGAAGUGUGAUGGCUGUCGCGGGACCAAACUGUGAAUGCUGUUCUGAGGAACUACACUGUGCUGGAAGAACACUGCAAGAGAGAAUCCAGUGAUAACAGAGAUCCAGUGGCAAAUUACUGUUACAAAAAGCUGACCGAUUCAAAGUUCAAGGUUACUCUCACUGCUCUGGGAGAUGUUUUGGGCGAGCUCUCACACCUGUGUCUUUCCUUUCAAAGACGCAGCCUGACUGUGAUGGAAGGGCACUGCUUUGCAAGAGCAAAGAUUGAGAAGUUGCGUUCCCAAUACUUGACAGAGGAAAAGGAUGUUAAGUGGAGUGACCGUGUCAAAGAGGCGAUGAGGGCCUCAUCAGCCAAUAGCAAAAAUACCGGUGAGAUUACUCGUUUUAUUCGUAAGCUUUGUGAUCACUUGGAUGCUCGUUUUCCAGAGGAUGAAUUAAAGGAGUGGUCUGCAUUUGACAUUGAGGCACUGAGCUCAGACAUCAGUUUUGAGUAUGGAGCAGCAGACAUUGCCACACUGGCAAACAAGUAUGAGGUCAUUCUCCAUCGCCCACAUUCUGUGGAGGUCAUUAACAGUGAAUAUGCUGAAUUCAAGUAUAUAAUGAGGCAAAAACUUAAACACGGGUCAAUCAGCACAUUCUCAGAUAUGGUGGCUGCAACUUUAAAAUGAGGAGCUAAAACACAUCUCACAGCUUGUGGAUAUUUGUGCUACAUUUCAAGCAUCCAGUGCAGAUUGUGAAAGAGGCUUUAGUUUGAUGAAUCGUAGCAAAACAGCAUCCAGAAAUCGUCUUGAAGUGGAGCAUUUGGACCAGCUGAUGCACAUAAAGUCAAAGCUGCAAGCAGACGCGGCCAUCAACCUGGACAACGAGUACAACCAUUGGAGACGUGAGAAGGACAGACGGAAAAGUUAAG